Molecule: messenger RNA, 2055 nt
Organism: Paramecium octaurelia
Lineage: Eukaryota; Ciliophora; Oligohymenophorea; Peniculida; Parameciidae
Source: the annotation of a GenBank genome assembly
GAUGAAAUUAGUGAUUAUACUUUUGCUUUGUCAUAUGCUAUAUUGUGUAGAUGUUGAUAAAAACACCUUCUCUAAUUAUAAGGACGUGAAAACACAACAUCUUCACAUAGAGUGGCUAUUGAAUCUGAAUGAUAAAGUAAUUGAUGGAUCUGUGGAAUACACAUUGAAGGUUUUUGCAAGUUAAUUGACUGAAGUAAGAACGAUGUGCUAUAGUAGGUUCAUUUGGAUAUUUAUAAAAUGAAUAUCCUGUUUGUCUAUUAUCCAAGCAAUGGUCAAGUGUUGAAACAUCAUGUAGAAUAUGAUCCAAUUCAAAGUGAGGAGUAAGGGGAUAAAUUGGUGAUCGAAUUAGGGUAGGCGUAUAAGUAUGGUGAAAUUGUGAAAUUCAGAAUCAAGUAUCAAAUUGGCGAGGAUGCUAGAGCACUUAGCUUUAUGGAUCCUUCCUAAACAGAUGAUAAAAGUAUAUAGAAUAAUAAUUAUGAUUAGAGGCCCCAUAUUUAUUUUCGUAAUGUGAAGCCAACAAUUGUAGAUCGAUGAUUCCAUUACAAGAUACUCCAAGCAUCAAAUUUACAUAUUCAGCCACAGUGAUCACUCAAUCACCAUUGAUAAAUGUGUUUAUGAGUGGAAAUAGAUUGUAAACUCAGAAAUUCGAAUUGAUGGGCAAUUAUGACUUGAAUUCUAUUGCCAACAUCUUUCAAUUUGAAUUAAACAUCAAGAUUCCAGCGUAUUUGAUAGCUAUCGUUGCAGGUACAGUAGAGGAAAGAUCAACUGGAACAAGAACAGCUGUUAUCUCUGAAUCUAAAAAUAUUUAGAAAUACAAAGACGAAUUAGAAGACUUAGAUCAAUAUGUGUAGUACCUUGAGGAUUAUAUUGGUGAAUACAAAUGGGGAUCUUACAAGAUCGUGAUCUUACCAGCUUCAUUCCCUUUCGGAGGUAUGGAGAAUCCCCUCUUAACCUUUGCUAAUCCUACAAUUAUAGUUGGAGAUAAGAGUGGAGUGAGUGUUGCUGUCCAUGAGAUUGCUCAUUCUUGGUUUGGAAAUACAAUCACAUGCAACAAUUGGUCCAAUAUGUGGAUUAAUGAGGGAUUUUGUGUUUUUCUAGAAAGAAAAGGAUUGAAGACAUUGUUCAAGGAUAUCAAUUUGGUUCAUGUUAAUUCUUAGGUUGGAAAUAACGAAAUGAACACAUUGAUCAAAGAGUUCAAUUCCAGUUAAGAUGACUUUGUCAAAUCAUAUGCUAGUUUACAUCCAAAGACUGAAAAUCAUAACGCCGAUGAUAGUUUUAGUGUAACUAAUUCAUGUUGUAUUUAAGACUAUUCCUUACGAAAGAGGAUUCCAAUUAUUGUAUUACCUUGAAAAAUAAAUCAAUGAGACCAGAUUCUAAUAAUUAUUGAAGGACUGGUUGUAAGAAUACGAAUAUAAGAGUGCAGAUGAAAGUGAUUUCUACAGAUUCAUGAUAUCGUGGUUAAAGGUUUAGUUGAGUGCUGAAGAAUUCACAACAGUAAAAAAGAGCAUUGAUAAUGUCUACAAUAAGUGGAUUUAUGAUUAUGGUAAGCCACCCAUAGAAGAGACCUUUGAUAACCCUGCAUCUAAAGAUGUGCUCCAAUUAGCAAAUGCCUGGAUUGAAGGCAAGGGAACUAAGCCUUAAAACUAUCAAAUCUUUGAUGGCUUUAAAUCAAAUCAAAAACAAUUAUUCUUGUCCACUUUAUCAGCGUUAGCUAAGGAUAUUACAGAGGCAAUUAUGGUCUCCUUGGAAGAUGCUUAUCAUCUUAGUGAUUUGCGUGAUGCCGAACUGUUGUUCAGAUGGUAUGCUUUGUCUAUUAAUACCAAAUAUGCCAAGGAUACAACAAAUCUAUAAAAGAUUAGGGCCUUUGUUGGAGUCGUAGGAAGAAUGAAGAUGGUGAAUCCUAUUUAUAAGGCUUUAAAUAAGUAAGGGUUUUAGUAUUAUGUUAAAUAGGGAAACUGCAACCUAAUGGUACCAGGAGAAUUAUGCAUUCUAUCAUCCAUUGACCAGACAAUCGAUAGAGAGCAUCAUAAAGAGCAAAACUAUAAUAAUAUGAUA